AUGGCGACCACAGAAUUGGAAUUUCCAUGUUCUCUUACCCUCGACAUACCCCUCCCCACCCCACGCCUCGCAUCCGCCGCCCUCUCCGCCCUAUCCGUCGACGCCGAGCUCUCCCCCCUCGUCCAGCGCACAUUUUCCCUCAUAUCCCCCCCAUCUGCCCUCACCUCGUCCUCCUCUCCUCAAACCAGCAUCCUCCGCACCACCUACCUCGCCACCACAAAUCGCAUGUUACGCGUUGCCGUCAACGGAUUCAUGGAGAGUGUAAGCGUUGUGCUGGGGGUCAUGGAGGAGUUAGAUGUUGAUGUUUUGGAGGGCGCGAUUGAGGAUGAGGAUGAGGAAGUGGGUUCAUGA
Sclerotinia borealis F-4128 is the source of this 351-nucleotide messenger RNA. The record is from the annotation of a GenBank genome assembly. NCBI's taxonomy places the organism in Eukaryota, Fungi, Ascomycota, Leotiomycetes, Helotiales, Sclerotiniaceae.